Messenger RNA from Mizuhopecten yessoensis (Yesso scallop), 4622 nucleotides. Its product is annotated as importin-11-like. Bases 447 to 3368 code for a protein of 973 amino acids. NCBI's taxonomy places the organism in Eukaryota, Metazoa, Mollusca, Bivalvia, Pectinida, Pectinidae. Gene Ontology annotation, biological process: protein import into nucleus. The transcript is spliced from 26 exons. Gene Ontology annotation, molecular function: small GTPase binding. The record is from RefSeq and is a predicted model, not a curated record. Gene Ontology annotation, cellular component: nuclear envelope; cytosol.
UGUAAUGGCUGCGCCCAUGGUUGACUUUCCGGAGCAUGAUCGGCGAAGUUUUCUUUCCUCUGACAAGAAAGUCAUACUCCACUUAACGAUUUAAUGUUCAAAUAAGAACAUAUUUACAAUAUUCGAAUUGCUUCGUGACGAUAAGAAAUAAGUUUUAUCUUCAUAACGAAAGUUUGCAUACAGCUGGGUUUUUUUUCUCUCCAUUCAUUCAUUCAGUCUAUCACCUCAUCAUCUCAAUAUAUUCGUACAAGGUGUUAGGAAGCUUGAUAAUGGAGACAUACACCGUGCAGUUUUUCUAGGUGUUAAACUUACAUGCAUUUGUCAUUAUGUUGUCGAUUUGUCAUGGUGUGUAUAGCAGUAAAUGAACAUGGACAAAAUAUAACUUUUUUGACAACUUGCCAAAUGUAGUUUUCAGUCUGUAUCCAAUAAGUGUGUGAACUGAGACAAUGGAGAGCAGUAAUGCUGGACCAGUAGUACUGCAAACUUUGGCUAAUGCAUGCAAUCAAAAUGCUUGCGUGUUUAAAACAGCAGAAAAACAACUUCAGGAAUGGGAGAUUCAGCCAGGAUUUUAUGCCGUUUUAUCUGAAAUAUUUUGCAACCAUGAGGUAGAUGUGAACGUACGAUGGCUAUCUGUGAUGUAUGUGAAGAAUGGAGUGGAGAGAUAUUGGAGAAGGAAUGCUCCAAAUGCAAUUGCUGAAACAGAAAAGGAAGGGAUAAAACAAAGACUGCUGUCCAAUUUUACAGAACCUGUACAUCAGAUUGCUACACAGCUGGCCGUCCUGAUUGGAAAGAUUGCACGGUUAGAUUGUCCGCGGUCCUGGGCCCAGUUACUGCCCACAUUGUUUCAUGCUGUGCGCUGCCCUGACCACCUGAUCCAAGAGAGAGGGUUACUUGUAUUGCACCAUGUCACGAAGAUGCUGGCUUCAAAGAGACUGUCACAUGAUAGAAAACUAUUUGAAGAAUUGACCAAUGAGAUUUUUGGAUUUGUCCUGCAGCUGUGGCAGAAUCACUUACAAGAUUUUCUCCAGGCCGCGUCGAAACAUGAUGACAAGAUGGGACAAUCCCUGGACAAGGCUUUACUGGCCUGUAGGAUUUUAAGAAAACAAAUUGCCUAUGGUUUCAAGGAUCCUGCCUGCAAUAAUGACGCCAGUAAUUUCUUGAGCCAAAUAUUUCCCAGUAUGAAGAGUAUGCUUGGUUGCAGACAGAGCAUGUGGGGACACCACUUUAUUCUGGAGAAGUGUGAGAAGAUGAUCAUCCUUCUAACUAAAGUGCUGCUGGACAUUCUCGAGCUCCACCCUGUUUCCUACACAAGCCUUAUCAGGCCCACGCUAGAGUUUGCUGUCAGCUACAACUUCUCUGAGAAUGAAAAGGGGUUGUUGUUUGAAAGAUUUACCGUAAACACCUUUAACUUGAUCAAGGGAAUCCUGCAAAACGAAAUGUACAGACCUCUGAAGAAUGAAGAAGAAUCUCCGGAGCCCGGAAGACAGGAAGCAUACAAGGUGAAGGUGGAGUUCUUUAACUACGACACGUUGUCCGAGAUGUGUCGCCGUCUGGUGUCCCAGUACUUCCUCCUGUCCGGAGACGACUUAUCCACAUGGGACGCAGACCCUGAGGAGUUCUGUCAAGAAGAGGUUGGAGAUUCUUACAGAUAUUCCUUACGACCGUGUACAGAAACCCUCUACAUGGCGCUGUUUAAGGAGUACAGAUCCUCCCUGAUCCCCGUACUCCUACAGAUGGUCCAGUCUGUACAGGCACCCUGUGAUCCUGAGGACAUGGCCGCCAUACUACGCAAAGAUGGAGUGUAUAAUGCUGUUGGUCUGGCAUCUUUUGAUCUGUUUGAUGACAUCAACUUUGACGAAUGGUUUACUUCCCACCUGCGACAGGAACUACAGAUCAAACAUGUCAAUUACAGGAUAAUUCGUCGGAGGGUGAUAUGGCUGUGUGCCCAGUGGGUUGGUGUGAACAUGGCUGUGGGGACGCGCCCGCUUCUGUACCAGGCUGUGCUGCCUCUCCUCAACAAGGAAGAGGAUCUGGUGGUACGGAUAGAGGCUUCGCUCACUCUUAAAACUGCUGUGGAUGAUUUUGAAUUUAAUGUUGAACAGUUUUUACCUUACCUUAAUGCUUCGUUCUCUAUGUUGUUUGAACUUCUUCAAGAAGUGCGUGAAUGUGAUACAAAAAUGCAAGUGCUACAUGUGAUAUCGUUUGUGAUAGAGAGGGUGGGGGCCCAGAUACGGCCCCACACCUCCUCCCUCAUCCAGUACCUCCCGUCCCUGUGGCAUGAGUCAGCUGACCACAACAUGCUUCGGUGUGCAAUACUCACCACUCUUAUACAUAUUGUACAGGGUUUUGGGUCCAUCAGUUCUGACAUGUAUGACUUCCUGCUGCCCAUUAUCCAGAUGAGCACUGAUGUAACACAGGACCAGCACAUCUACCUAAUGGAGGAUGGCCUUGAACUCUGGCAUGUGACCUUGCUCAAUGCACCAACCAUAACAGAACAGCUGCUGCAGCUGUUCAAGAACAUGGCAGGCCUGCUAACAUUGGGAACUGAGAACCUACGAACGUGCCUCAAAGUCAUACAGGCUUAUAUAGUGCUUGGUCCAAGGGAUUUCAUGCAGAGAUUUUCCUCAGAGUUGGCCAUCGCUCUUACAAGUAUGAUAUCAGACCUACGUACUGAGGGCAUCGUUCUUAUUUUACGUGUGAUAGAACUGGUCUUUCAAAGUUUUCCUUCGGAAGGUCCUGAGGUAUUCCGUCGACUUCUGCCAACUCUCCUGAAGGCAGUCAUAGAAGGGGAUGAUCACCCAAUGGUACUCACCGUCUACCUUGGAUUAUUUGCGAGAAUGUUACUUCAGAAUCCAGAGUUCAUGUGGAAAUUCCUCAAUGAAGUGGCUCCAGAAUUUGGCAAACCAAGUGAGGCACUGCUGGGUGACAUUGUGGAUAUGUGGGUGAAUAAGAUAGACUGUAUGGCGCAGCCUGAACGACGCAAACUCAUAGCACUAGGAGCCUGUUCACUCCUGUCUCUCAAACUAAACACUGUAAUGGAGAAGUUUGCUGAGAUAGUGUGUCUGAGUGUGGAGGUACUACAUGACGUAAGCACUAUACCUGUCGACGAGGACACUGCCCUACAGAUGGAUUCCUUGGUGUUGUCUGAUCAGGAUGAGGCUGUAGAGGAUGGUGAGCAGGACACAGAAUUUGACAGACGCAAGAGAAUGCUGUGCCGCCAAGACCCAGUACACAUGGUGCCGCUGAAGGAGUAUGUCCUGUCCCAGCUAUCUGCCUGUCAGCAGCUUCAUGGCCAGGAAACCUUCGACAAACUCAUGUCCCAAGUCGACCCAGAGAUCUUGCGUCAGCUGCGCGAAUUUUCCAGUUAAUUGUGAUCUUCAGUGGAGAGGUUUUUACCACAGCACUACGUAUCCUGGAGCAUCUCUGUGAAUUAUUCCAUUCCCGGGGGUUACAGUGUGAUUGAGGCUUUCAGCAAACUUAUCUUUUCUAUCCGUAGUGGAAAUGGUCAAAAUCUCUGAACAAUGUGAUGCAAGUCAUAUGACUUUGAAAAUAUUGAGAAGAGUUUGCUUUUUAUAAUUUACCUACUGCAGUAGGAACAGGAACCUGUAGCUUAAACUGUUGAAGCCUACACUUUGGAAAGACAAUAUCCGUUCAGAGAAUACCACUGUUCUUUCAUUUAUGUGUCGGAUAGCUAUUUGCCAAGUAUGUUUGUGUCAUGUGUGGAAAAUUGAAUGCAUCACCAUAGGUGUUCAGAACACUUCUACAACACUUGAGUAUGUCUUUAAUAGGAGUGUGAUGAAUAUUGGCCGCAUGGAAUUUUCAUGGAAAGAAACUUUGGGAGGUGUUUGACAACUGUGUAUUAUGGAUUGAUAAAUCUCAGCAACUUGACAGACGACAGGCGACCAGCGUUACAAACUGAUGGUCGACAGGUGGCUUCGUAAUGUGAUUGUCAGGAUUUCAUUUAAAGAAUGAAGUUUGGUGAUGUUGGUAUCAUCAGUAACUGGUUCAGACAGUGAUACAAAAAAGGGGGCAUUUCGUAAGUUUAAGACAGAUAUUUUUCUGAGGAAUUUCGUCUGCAGUAAACACUUGCUAUACUGACGCCUUUUGUCCAGCAUAUUUUUGGCAUUAUAAAAGGAUAUGACUGUUCAAGUAUAUCAACCUGGGAGGCUGUAUAAAGGACGUACGGUAGUAAGCAAGGUGGCAAGUGAAACGAGAAGAAUUUCCUUGGAGUUUUACUGUGGUUUAACUUUCAAACAAGAUGACAGAAAUGCAAGCAUUCCAUUGGAAUUAAGAGAAGAAAUGGCUGAAUAUGUGAUACAUUGUGAUUUGAGACAGUAAUAGAAUUGAAAAUGUAAGCUGAUUUGCUUUUUGUUUGUAAUUUUAUAAGCUGAGAGAGCAAACAAUUAUUAUCAAAACACAUUAUGAAAUGUACGAGAACUUCAUGUACGCUUUAAAUAUGAAAUAGGUAAUUAUGUACUUUUUAUCAUAGUAUAAUAAUCAUUGAUGUACAUUGGAUAUUAAUGUAUUGAUUUUGUGAAAUAGCUGUGGAAACUGAAGCUCAAAGUCUGAUCCAUUUUUAGCCCACCAUCAUCUGAUGGUGGGCUAUUCAAAUCACCCUGCGU